GCAGCCUUUAUUGCGCAGUUAGUCGCAGCAAUUCGCGAUCGAAGGAUCGUCAAUUUUACAGUGACAAUAGUCUUAUUGCGCAAUUUGACAAGUAAUUUCACGUGCACAAAUCGAACAUUUGUAUUGUGUUGAAGGACGCGAGUGACUUCUGGCAAUAAGUUUUAGGAAAUCAUGGCCCUGAUACCACGGAAUGUAUUUCGUAGUUGGUGGGACGAUAUGGACCGCUGGCAUCGCGACGUAGAGGAGCACUUUGGGCAUUUGAAUUUGCGGCACAAUGAUCUGUGGCCGUCCCCGUCGUUCCGCGAUACAUUCCGCCCGUGGCGUGACUUAUUCAACAACCUGGAUCACCAAGUGGGCGGCGCGGCGAUGGUCGAGCGCGACGAGGAUAAAUAUCAGGUGAUCGUGGACGUGCAGCAGUUCACGCCGGAGGAGAUCACCGUACGCACCGACGACAAAUACAUCACCGUUGAGGGCAAACACAACGACAGGAAGGACAGGCACGGCUACGUCUCGCGCCAGUUCGUGCGCCGCUAUUUAUUGCCCAAAGGCUACGAUAUCGGUCAUGUGAAACCCAGUCUGUCAUCUGACGGUAUCUUGACCAUCACGGCUCCUAGACUUGCACUCCCGGCGCCGGGCGAGCGAAUCGUGCCAGUUCUACGAAGCAAUAAGCCGGCCAUCAAGGCCGCAUAAUGCGCUGAUAUGCUUAUGGAUAACGCAAAAUUGUUCCGGCAUUUUAAAUAUUGCUUAAAUAUUCGAACCAUUGUUAAGGCUAAUCAUGUUUACUGAAUUAUCCAUCAUUGUCUAUGUUGCGAUCGAUACCUAAAAAAAAAGCGGAAAAUUAAUUAAACAUUGAUUAAAAUAAUCGGCGUUUAGAAUAAUUAAAUGUUUUGAAGAUCUGCAGAUGUCUUGGCGAUAAGUUUGCGUUAUUCGGCUUUUUCGCAAAUGUUUAUUAUUAAAUUUUAUUAUUAUUAAAUGUUAAACACCUGCUAAUAUAUAUUAAUCUAUGUACAUCAACAUUGUAUUGUAUGUGUAAGCAAGGUCGCGAAGUCACGAUCGUUAUAAUUUUUAUGUCAGUUUGGUUCAUAGUUUGAUGAUUGUAAUUUGAGAAUUAAAUGUUUACAUCUGCGCGAGAUUUUUUAAGAAUGGAAAUUAACAAGCGCAUCGAUUCGCCUCAAUAAUUGUGAUCGUGAGUCAUUUCGCGCGUUUGAAUGCCUAUGACCAUAAUUGUAGGGAAUUAUACACAAUCACUAUACCUGUAGUUGUUGCCAAUUAUUUUGUUGACAAGCUCUUGCAAACGCGGUACCGGUUGGAGUGCGAAUAAUAGCAGCAUUACGAGAUUACAUAACACUGAGAAAUAACUUCACUCGGAUUCGUUAGAGAUUAUAUACUCAUCGGCGAUUAAUUUCAGUUUAUGCCGUUAAGAUUUGCUCUUAAAAUCAACUGCUAUCGUGUCUAAGAAGCUUGUCGCUCUUAUGUAAUAAUUUGUGUAGUUUUUUGCAUUAUCGUUAGCUCGAUGAUUCCUAAUUUAUUGUUAGAGUUCGUACUUAUAUGUUCAAAGAUUGUUUACAUAACUAUUCUUUUUAGCAAUGAAUGCGAAUUAUAUAGAAUAUGUGCAUAUAGAACUAUCGGUAAAUCACGCGAUAUCGAUUACUUAUUACUAGCCAAGAAAUAAAGUAGAAAUAUAAACAUAAUAUAUUAUGUAGUAUAUUUCAUAUAUAUUCGUAUUUCGAAUAAGUUGUGUUCAAAUGACGAUUAAAUGCAUAUUCCACAUUUAGUGUUAAUAAGAUGAUCUUACUUUCACGUGUGUAAUUUUCUCUCGUACUUUCAUUCGCCUUUUACUUAAAAAUCUAUAAUUUCUAUAAUUAUUACAAUAACUGUAAUAUAUUAUAAUAUCUCACAUGCUAACGAUAUUUUUGCAAUAAAGAUUUCUUUUCAAUUU
Formica exsecta is the source of this 1939-nucleotide messenger RNA. Its product is annotated as protein lethal(2)essential for life-like. Gene Ontology annotation, biological process: response to heat; protein refolding. The transcript is spliced from 2 exons. Gene Ontology annotation, molecular function: protein folding chaperone. The record is from RefSeq and is a predicted model, not a curated record. NCBI's taxonomy places the organism in Eukaryota, Metazoa, Arthropoda, Insecta, Hymenoptera, Formicidae. Bases 172 to 690 code for a protein of 172 amino acids.